CUUUGAGGCAAAAAGACAGACGUGAAGAUGACCGUAAAGAGAAGUCGUCAAAACCUAUUCAAAUAUCGGCUGAGGACAUGCAAGGCAAAACUGAAGAAGAAAUUGAGAUGAUGAAACUAAUGGGAUUUUCAACAUUUGAUUCUACGAAGAUCUUCCACUAUGGAGAACAUUUGGCACAUCAUGAAGAGGAAGGUUUGACAAAGGCGGCCUAAGAAAGUGAAGUUAGAGGGGAAGAAAAGUGAAGGAGCUACCAAUGCUUAUGCUGUCAAUACAACCAUGAAAAGAAAAUACAGGCAAUACAUGAACAGGAAGGGUGGAUUUAACAGACCUCUGGACUUCAUCGCAUGAAGCCCUAUUGUCUCUUUAUUCAUGAAACAAAUUUCUUGAUGUUUUUUUUCCAUUUUAUUUUGUAACCUUAUGUUGUGUGGGAUGCAGGAUUUCUCUAUAGGUUUUUGCUCAGCAUUAUUAUACAUCGGGUCUUGGUGCUUCUAUUACACCAUGCAUGUUUUGUUAUGAACAUGAUUUUUGUCAAGCCUCAUGCUGUUCUGAAGUUGUAAAUGUAGUAAUGUUAAUCAACUGAAAUAAAAGUCUUUUUGAAAUUAUUCAACUGUAAUGUCUCAAUUUGCAGUUUUUUGUCAAAUAUGCAGGCAGUUGCAUGGCAACUCUGAAGAUGAAUAAUCAUACAGUAUCCACGAUAUUAAGCAAAUGUUCAAUUCUCUGAUUUGAUGAUAAAUGUGUCUAUGUAAUAUAUUCAAUACCUGACAUUCAACGCCUGUAAAGUUAAUUUUAAAAUCUUUAAAUAGUUAAGCAGUAAUAGACUUGUUUUACGAGCAAUACAGAUGAUUUCUUGUUUUUGAAGACGUUUUCCAGUAAUGUUUGGCAAACGUGAAUCGGAAGACCAAGAGAGACGCGCCUGCGCAGAUGAAUUUAUAGGAGGAGCAAACUGAAAGACCGCAUGUAAAUUUAACAAAUCCCCGACCACAACACGAGACAAACAACACUGCAAGAGCCAAUCAUAAUCCUACACUGCGAUUGAGCAUGUUUACGGAGGCGUUUCAAAAUGGGCGUUAUGAGUCAAGAUGGUGGCCAAUGAUAACCGGGUUUGACAUAAUUUAACCAAUGGGAGCCCACAAUGGUAUUCCAGCUGCAAGGUUGCCAUUAUGGCUCCGCCAAUGAACAAAGCCAGCGUGUGGGUGACCCAAAAUGGCUCAUCCCAGACAUCAGUUUCUGUGGACGUCGGGUAAUUUCUAAUGAUUGACAGUUGAACGUCCAAUAGAAGUCUGAGUUGGUAUAUUUUAUAACCAAUCACAUCUAAUCAAAGGAAAAGGUUUGUCUUGGAAUACAGUAAUUAAAUGUCAUCCAAAUGCUGUAUACACAAGCCAGUAUAUAGAAGGCAGAUAGACUUAACGCUAGCUGAUAUUUGUGGCUUUCUACGUUUUAGCAGACACGAAGCGUGUGAUCAGCGAUGAACUAGCACAACAACAAGCUAUCAACACAUCCUUGAAUUCAUAAGGUUGGAUGACAUCGACGGGUGAACUUUUAAAAAGGCCUAACUCGUGUUAAUUUCCUGUAACUUACUUAACGAGGCCAAUAUUUGUGCUUUUUGGACCAGUUAGACUCGCCCAUACGUCGUGGAACUCGUGACAAACUUAUGUUUAUCGCAAAUUGUCACUGGCUCGAUUGCUCGUUCUCGUUUUCCUGGCAGAGCGAGAAUAUUUUUUAUGCGUCAACCCAAUAGUUGAAACUGCCUGUAAAGUGAAUUGCCAGGGUCAGUGGCAGUUGUCUCGAAUGAGAGUAAAGCAUCCGUUUCUAUAAAGCAGUGUUUGCCAGAGCAGCUAAACGCUAUAGUGUUUACGUGAACCACUUCAUCUGACAUUUUAGGCAAAGAAUUAGGGGAAAGUGCGUCUUGCCUUGUUUUGUGGCACGUUCAAGUUUUCUACAACCCGUUAGAUACUUAGUCGGAGAGACAAACACUUGCCUUAAAAUAGCCACUGUCAGAGCAGAAAGCUGCUGUGUGUUCGGACGAAGAGCAGGUUGUGUACAGCCACAGGAUCCCUCAUCGGAUUAUUUAAAUAUCAGUGAUAUUGCUGAACAUGACGGCUAUCGGAAUGGUGCAGAUGCUCAUCGAAGCAGCCGAAUAUCUUGAUCGCAGGGAACGAGAAGCUGAGCAUGGCUAUGCUUCCCUGCCACCUUUCAUUAGCAGCCGAGAGAGGGAAAAUUUGAAAAGGAAAAGCAAAAGCAAGAAAAACAUAAGUAGCAGGUCUACACACAAUGAAAUGGAGAAGAACAGGCGGGCACAUCUUCGACUGUGUUUAGAACGACUGAAAUCCCUGGUUCCAUUAGGUCCCGAUGCCAACAGGCACACUACCCUGAGCCUGCUGAUGAAGGCCAAAGAUCACAUCAAGAAGUUGGAGGAGAGUGACAGAAGAGCCCAGCACACCUUAGAACAGUUACAGAGAGAGCAGAGACAUCUGAGAAGGCGCUUGGAGCAGCUCGGUGUGGAAAGAAUCCGAAUGGACAGCACUGGCUCAACCGUGUCCUCAGACAAAUACGAUUCUGACCAAGAGGACCUGGAUGUGGACGUGGAGGGGACGGACUACCUACUGGGUGAUCUAGAGUGGAGUACCAGUAGCGUGAGUGACUCCGGGGACGAACGGGGCAGCCUGCGCAGCAGCUGUAGUGAUGAGGGCUAUGCCAGCGCCAGUCUGCGGCGCCUGCAAGACACUCAGGAGAGGGCCAAGCAGCUGGCCUGCAGUCUAUAAACCUCACUGGUCCACGUAUAAUCACGUUCCAAGAAUGUGGUGCCCUCCCAUGGUGAUAUACCCACCUCAAGCCCUCCUCCGCCUUCAAGCCUAAACCAAUCAUGAGGCUUUUCAUCCAACCCAGUUUUUUUUUUUUGCCUUUAAGCGACUUCCAAUUCUGACCAAGCGUCUAUGAAGAACCUCCCCGCAGCCUGCCAGUCGUUUUAUGACGAAACAGUUCGGUCCUCCCCUACUUGUCCCUCCGUCCAUCACAAAUGCGACUUUCAGCCAGAGAAUGUUACUUUACAAUAUCCCACUGCCUCUUCUUUAAUGUGUCCAAAAGCACUUAAGAAAUUUCACAUCCGGACACACACUCCAUCGUUGCUCUCUACUUAUCCUUAUGACGUUGCUCUGUAAGGUGUUCUACAAAAGCAGGUCUUUGCCAGGCUCACCAGUCAGUCAUCUGUUUUUUGUAUAAAAUAGCCUUCUCAACCUUUUCCAAGCAUUUCUUAAAAGGUAUACACCCCUUCCCCACUUUCAUACUUCAGAAGUCAACUUGAAAGUGCUUCAAACAUUACAAAGUGCACAGCAUGGAACAGCAAUACGAGCUAAGGCCUUUUCACCCUGACAAUUUUGGUCAACACCUGAAAACUGGAGGUUUGGGGUUGAUGCUCUCUGUCUUUUGCAAGUUAUAAAUGCGUGAUUGUCUGUCUGUCUGAAUCUGGCAACGGCAGAGGUCGAUUUCUAGGCAGUUUCUAUCACCAGCUCCCUGGCCUAUUUGUGGAAUGUUUUGGCAGGUGGUGCACUAUUAUCCAUUACCUCUUGAGCAGGUGUUACCUGGGAUGGAAGGUCUACUUACUGAGAGAUUCGAGAGGCUGGAGAACAUUCCACUGUGUAGAGAGAAAGGCUGAGAGCAUGAUUUUUUUUAAAGUUCCUGCCAUCAAAUUACAAAAAAAUAUCACCCUAAAAAAAGGUGUGCUUUGUUUUCCCAUGAGCACAUACAGUACAAAGAGUGGACUCCAUUCUGUGUUAAUGCCAGAAAGACCAUCUCUAUUGUCUUGCCUUGAUAGCUAUUUAUUGUUUUUGAAAAAAUGUAUAUCUAAUGUAAAUAGUUUAAAGAAAGAUACCUAUGUCUAUCAGAAGUAUUUAUUAGAUCUGGUAAAGCUAGAGAAGAAUAUACAUAUAUAUUUAAUUAGUUCUGCAUAGCCUUUGUUCUUGUGAAGUUUUGAGAGUUUCACAUGUGUCGUUUGUUUGCACAGCCUAGUCAAUCCAUUGAAUAUUUAGAAAUGUCUUUUGUGCCUCAAGGCUUUGUGUCUGUUAGGAAGUUUGAAAGCAGAUCUCACAUAAUAUGACAUGUUAAUUUGUGGUUAAUAUUAGGGAUACGGUGCCACCAGGUUCCUAAAGGGCUCUUUGCAGAGAACGCCAUGACAUCACUGCUGAAGAUUUAGCUGCAAACUCGUUACUGAAUUCCAGCUGAGUUUGAGCCUUCAUAAAGCUAGUUUUUUUUCUUUUUCUUUUUUUCUUUUUUAGACCACUCAGCAGGAGGGCUAAAACUAAAAAGGUUCUGGUUGAGGACAUAAACUCAAAUUGCCUACUCCUCCGUCAUUCGUGGAAUGAUCUGAAUGAAAUUAUGUAGGUAUAUUCAGGGGCGCUGCCAGGGAGUUUGGGCCCCAUGAAAAGAUAUCACUUUGGGCCCCACCAAUGGUGCCGGGACACACACACACUUUUAGAGUAUCAACUACGUCAUUUCCUGUUAAAGAUGCGGCUGGCUCACAAAGGGGGUCAGGAGACAGGGCUGCUGAGGCAGACGCAGCAAGAGGAGUUGUGCCUGUUACAACAGGCAAGGGCAGAGACAACUGUUUUAGUAUGAAGAGCUUGCUAAGGGUUUGCCUGCUGUACUGGUUAAAUGUAAGCUAAAUGUGGAGCAAACACUAGCUAGCAAACAAUUACAGUAUUUCAUUAUGGAGUAGGCUUAGCCCCAUCUGGAAACUCGCGAUCUCCACUAUAGGCUACAGCUCCGAAGCAAGGUCCAUUGUUAACAAACUAAAUUCAAUUGAUGACAAACUAAAUUCAAUAAAUUCUUGACAAACUUGAUUCAAGCCGAUUAAAAAAAAAAAAAGAACAUUUUCACACCAACUUUCAACAUCUGCAGGAUCCCAAAAAAUGCCGUCAUUAUUUGGAAUUCAUGUUUUUGAAUAGGUGAAUGUCGCUCAUUGAGGCCGGGACCUCGCUUCGGAGCUUUGUAAUAGACAUUGCGAGGUUCCAGAUGGGGCUGGAGUAGGCCAAAAUAACAGGUUAAUUUUCAGCACUACACUGACACAAGACACCAAUCUUCCUUUGUGAAGUACUUUGUCACAUCCUGUUGGCCUUUUCUACCCCUCUCCUUUUUUUGCUUUCUUUCCUCUUUUGAUAAACCGAUUUUUGUUUUGAAAACAUUUCUGCAGUACCGCGCACUCCGAGUCAUUGACUGGUGUAAAUGUGCAUCACUACUCCAGCUCUGAUAAAAGGAAGGGCUGACCAAACCAUUUAAUGAAAAUAUAGGGGGUGGGGGGUUUGGUGGGAGGGCUGGCAUACAUAUUGUCCCUAGGUAGUUUUUGCGAAAAAAAAAAAGAAAAGAAAAAGAAACCCUUGGUUUUAUCCUAUUAAAAUUAUAAUGAUUAAUAUUCAAAUUAGCAAACGAUUACCUGAUGUUCUAAUUUUCUUUGUGGGCCCCAUCAGGGCAUGGGCCCUUAGAAUCAAUAUCACUUUUCACCCCUAUACGGCGCCCCUGGGUAUAGUCUAGGGAUGUAUAUAUAUCGAUCCUCAAAGCCCGAAUUUCAAUAUUAUGUCUGAGGGCUAAUCAAUUAACUGCAGAUUUAUUGGUGCUUGUGGGUUUGGCACUUCCCAAUCGAGUGCAUGUGCGCUCUUCAGCUGUGCUUAUCCUGCAUUUGAGCUGAUAAUACUUUUAGGAAGUCGAGCGGUCGUAGUACAUUUGAACUUGGAUUUAGCGGUUCCAAAAGCAUGACUAACAAAUGCAUUUAUAUUGAUGUUUUGUGCACAUCUUCAACCGAUUUCAACAAAAUUUUAUGAAUCCACGGAUUUCUCAGCUGUAUUAAACUCAUUUGUGAUUGACAGUACUGUAUAUAUUCUGUGACUGGGCGGAAUUUAGGAAGGUGCUGGGGGUGCAACUGCACCUGAGCCCAGGCCUCUAAGGGGCCCUGUUUGCAGGCAUAAAGUAGGCAGGGGAGGGUCAAACAGAAGGAUAAGAUGACGUGCGGAGCUGUAAUAUAGCGUUUAGUAAAAUAUCUCUGUCAGCCUGGAGGGGCCCGCAAAAACAAAUUUCACUUGCACCCUGCUACAUACAUACACACACAGGACGAUCGUCUUGAGGGGCCUGCGAAUAAUUACUAGUACCAGUACAAGUACAACUUCUGUUGAGUGCAAGUCCAAUGUUCGGAAGUAUAGCUGCUCCAAGUAUGUUAAAACCUUCUCAAAAUUUCUUUUCAGUGUGCAGGAUGAGGUUUUAUAAAGAGAACGUCCAUCUUUGAUGGUUAGGAAUGAAUGGGGCCAUUUAAAAAAAAAAAAAAAAAACGACUGGAAAAGACCGAGCAGCUUUUGGACAGCGUUGGUUAGAACAAGUACAUAAAAAAGACUAACUAACACAACAGUCUGUUUAAACAUACACUUUAGGCAGUGGUUUUGUGCAAAGAACCCAUAACAAAAUUUGUGAAUGGAAAAAUUAUACCAUAGAAUAGAUGGUGGCCCAGUUUAGAGUGGUUGUGGUAGCAGCCAAUGUGACAUCCGCCGCUUAUGGUUCUCAGUUCAAACAUAAAGAUAGUACACCAAAAUCAAUCAACAGAUAAAAAAAGAACAGAAUCACAAAAAUAAAUAUUAGUUUCUGAGUGUGGAAUGCUGCUUUUUGUAAAAAAAAUAAAAAAUAAAUAAAUAAAAUAAUUAUUCAAGAAAGGAUGUGUAGCAAUGUUAUGAAGAGGAUGUGAAGGGAAAUGUAUAGAAAAGCGGGUAUAUACUGACACAUGCAUGUAGUAUGUGUGUGUCUCAACCCUUGGACAAUUGAUUGUGCAUCAUGAUAAAGCAGUAAUCAAAUUUGAAAUUUGGAUUGCUUAUUCUGAGUCUUUUAAUUUUUCUUAAAUUUUAAUUUGUAUUAAUUGCUGUUAAACUAACAACCUAGAGUUGUCCUACAAGCAGGACUUUAGUGUAAUGUUUUAUUGAGAUGAUUAAUCAAUUGGCCCAUUGUGUUAUUAUUGUGUCACUGUCUUCGGAGAGGAUUGAAUAAGUUUGUAUAGUAAUGGCAGUUUUAAACACAAAACACUGUAUGUAUAUGUACAGUAUAAUUCAAAAAGCAAAAAAAAAAAGUUUGCUUAAAGAAAGAUUCACGUGUUAACCUUACCAUUUAAUUUCUCCAUCCCCCCCGUCAAAGACCUUCUUGUCUUCCGCCAAUCUGCACGUGUGACCCCCACCUGAACCCUUCCUCAUGUUGCCCUGGCAUCUGUGAGUUUAGGCCAGGCAAGCAUGCGGUAGAUGGAGAGUGUUUAAGACCCUGGUGCUUUAAACAUCUGCCUAAAGAGGCAGGUGGUCAAUCUCAAAGAACAACCAGUUGUUUAAGCUACAGGUUUCAGCACUGAUGGCUCUUGUGUUUGUUUGUAACUUAUUUGAUUUGUGCAUACUUUUGUGGCUAGUGUUGCCUUAAACUGACCUAAAAUGUAAAAACCUAAUAUAAAUGUUGCUACAUGUUUGAAUAGAAUCUAUUGAAAUGUAAGGCAAAUUGUUUUGAGGCGUGCUGUCCUGCAUCAACAUAACUCUCAGCAUCAACAUUGUAACAUGAAUAUCAUUGUCAUCUGAUGCUGCCUUCUCAGGCGGCUCAUUACUUCUGUAUGUUCAAAAAUCAACCUAAAGGUGGACAUUUCGUGCACUUAAUUUUUAAAAAAUUGGACAACUGAAGCAACAAUGUGUGGCAGUAAUUUAUAUUUGCCAUUGAAAGUAAUAAAUGACUUUUAAACCCUUGGUUACCUACUGAGCACCUUGAGAUUGUCUUUUUCCCCCCCUCCACCAUACAGAAAAUCACUUCAUAAUUUUUCUGUGCCAAAGCAAAUGAUACCAAUGUUUUUGUUGCAGGUAUGAUAAUACUUGAGCAGUAAUUGGAAGGUUUUUCCUACAACACAUGAAAGACAUGGCACACUGGUUCUCACCAGUGUUUUCAGAAUCAUCUACUUGCCAGAUUUGACGUUUGUGUAAUCACAGCCAUCUGACUGCUACACACACAUGCAAGGGAAGAGGGGGAUGGGUAUGUUGAAAGGAUCCCCCCACCUUCUGGAACUGUGGAAAUGCUUCACAAGAUGGACACUACACAAAAAUUACAAUUAAAAAAAAAAAAAAAAACUGAAUGGUAAGGAACUCCUUGGCAUCUGUUUUAAUUCAAGUGGAAAUCUAAAUUAAGUAAUUUUAUUAUUUGGUCCUGUCAGGCCCUAUUAUUUAUUAGAAAACAUCUAACACAAAUUAAUUAAGGCCCGUGCAGAAUUCCUGCAAAUAAUUCUGUUUGCCUUACACACUGGUUUCAUGCUCAAACAAAACUGGAUGUGGGUAGUUGCCAUAGACGGCAAUGUUAUACUGCUGGGAAUGAUUAAGUGAGCCUAUCCACCACAGUCAGUCAUUCAUGCUUUGGUUGUCCUCACAACCACGACAAAAUUUAGCAUGUGUUUCUUUGUUUGCAGGAUCCCAAGCAAUAACCAAUAUAAACAUUUCAUUAGAAGAUUUUUAUCACUUAGCAUGUUGUACCAAGACAUUGGAGGGGGAACUCCAUUGUAAGGUGCAAGCCGUCUUUCACCUCCGGAGCCUUCCCACAUUCCAAAACCUUUUGAUUAUGUUACAGGUUAAUGCAAAUGGCAACUAUUUCAGCUUUCUAUGUUGAUAUGUCAUUAAGCUACCAUGUGAACUGCAGCUUAUACAAGUUUACAGAGGUUGAGGUACACUCUGGAACAGUGAUGUCACUUAUUGUAAUCUGAUUACUUUCUUUCAGUAACGAGCAAUCUAAUUCCAAACCAGUAAUCUGAUUAGUUUCCUUGGUGCCUGUGCAUUACUAUUUUGUUAUUGCUUCAUAAUGUAUAUAAAAUGAACAAUAUUAUAGUCUUAUACGAAGAGCAUUUUGAAUGUAAAAUGUUACAAAGGUUCCCACUACGCGUUCGUUUCCAUGGUAACCGCUCAUAGUUACUUCCUGUUUUGGUCUCGAGUCACACGCGCCAAAUGUUUUGGGACUGAGAAAGGAGUGUGGAGCGAAGUUGCACAUUCAAGCCGAGUGCAGCUACCUGUUGAGAUGUGCGAGGGAAUGUGGAUUUGUGUGCGUCCAUGAAUGAAUGUGAGUAUUUUUCCUAAAGGGUUCCAGCAAUAGGUUGGAGCCGCGACAUGCGGGCCAUUACGUAGCUUUGCCGUUGCAACGGCGGGCAGUCGGCGAGCAAUGUUUACAUUAUAUUUUUGUUCCACAUUUAUGCCAUGAGGUGACGCGUUUGUUUAGCAUCUUUGGGAUGUGUUGUAAUUCCGAUUGAGUGUUAUGAGUUUCCGCUACGUUUUGCAACAAAUUGACCGUAUGUGUGUACGGCGUACUUCCGGGUUGUGCUCGCGCAUUCGCGCCCGCCCCCACCUUGGUGUUUAUUGCACUGUGCAAUUCCUUUGUGUGUUGUUGAUUAUUGUGCAGUCAAUUUGCAGUAUUUUAUUGGCACUGAUAUGCUGUUAACCCUAACCCGUAGUUUAACAUUUUCGACAUUAGGCUUAAUCUUUGAGUUAGGGGGGGUUUAAUUAGACGGUGGAGUUGAUUUCAACAAAUUCCAUGCAGUUUGCCAGUUAUUUGUUAGUUUUAGGGCUCCGGAGUGGCUAAGCUAGCGCAAGUCAAUAAUGGGUGGAAUCAACUCCAUCAAUUGAAUAAAUCCUCUUUAACUCAAAGAUUACUUAUGUGAAAAAUUCUGAUCUUCCCCUUUAAAUUCAGUUCCAUGCGAUGCCAUUUUUCUGUUGUCAUUCUUAUGUUGAGGCAGCAAAGGGAGAAAAAUGGGUAAAACGUAACCGAUAAAUUCCUAUUAAAGUAACGUAGUUACUUUGAUAAUAAAGUAAUCAGUAAAGUAAGUAGAUUACUUUUUUGAGGCGUAAUCAGUAAUUAACAGUAAUUAAAUUACUUUUUCAAGUAAUCUGUGAAAACACUGCCCUGGAACGGAAUACCAUAUCACGACACUCACAUUUGUUACCCUUUAGAUAUAAGGAAAGCAGCCAUCAAAUAUGAACUGUGUAAUACAGCAUUUCUAAUGAACACUGAUAUGAAAGGUGCUGCUUUUGCAUUAUGUUGAAUUUAAUUUUUAAACAAGCUGAUGUGUGUAGGGUAACUGUGUAUGUUCUUAGCUUGCAUUGCUGUCUCUGCAAACAGAGGAGAGCCCAUGUGUGUGUGAGCAAGGGAUUUCCCAAGGGAAUGAAGUGAGAUAUGCACAUCACAAGAGCUCAGUUCUCUGAAUACAGACAAAGCGGGUGGUGUUCUGCAAGUGACACAUUAAAAAGAAGUGCUGUUAACACCUGGCGUUUCAAAACUCAAGAGAAGGCAUUGUGCAGCAGUUGGACACAAUGGACAGCAAUGGUUGGUACUCAGACCCAAAUGACAAUCAUUAUUCUGAUUUCAAUUAAACAUUCAUAUUACAGACUUAAACAUCGAAUGAUGAACGGCUGUAUAAAUUCGAAGGUAUUAAUUGUCCAAAGAGAGCCUCUUGUAUGUUAUUCAAUUGGAAACUUUAUAUUUUUUCUGUCUUUUGCAGUACUGUACAUGGGUUAUUUUGACUCAUGUCCGCCAUUUUUAAGAAGCCAUGAACGCCCAAAGGGUUCUUUGCAGGAAGGACAGCACCAUCUUCCGGUUAGUGUUGGAAAAUCCUCUCACAUAUUUGUUAUGUCAAGAUACAAGAUUUAUACUAGUGGUCCUUCUCAAAAAAUUAGCAUAUUGUGAUAAAGUUCAUUAUUUGCUGUAAUGUACUGAUAAACAUUAGAAUUUCAUAUAUUUUAGAUUCAUUACACACAACUGAAGUGGUUCAAGCCAUUUAUUGUUUUAAUAUUGAUGAUUUUGGCCAAAAAGUGAAGAAAAAACAAAAAUCCCUAUCUCAAAAAAUGUGCAUAUCAUGAAAAGGUACUCUAAAGAAGCUACUAACCAAAUCAUCUGAAUCAACGAAUUAACUCAAAACCCCUGCGAAAGAUUCCUGACGCUUUUAAAAACUCCCAGCCUGGUUCAUUACUCAAAACCGCAAUCAUGGGCAAGACUGCCGACCUGACUGCUGUCCAGAAGGCCAUCACUGACACCCUCAAGCAAGAGGCUAAGACACAGAAAGAAAUUUCUGAGCGAACAGGCUGUUCCCAGAGUCCCGUAUCAAGGCACCUCAGUGGGAAGUCUGUGGGAAGGAAAAAGUAUGGCAGGAAAUGCUGUAUGUAUGAAGAGGUAACCGCACCCUAAGAAAGAUUGUGGAGAAGGGCCAAUUCAAGACCUUGGGGGACCUGCAGAAACAGUGGACUGAGUCUGGAUUAGAAACAUCCAGAGCCACCGUGCACAGGCGCAUGCUGGAAAUGGGCUAC
Molecule: messenger RNA, 11324 nt
Organism: Corythoichthys intestinalis (scribbled pipefish)
Lineage: Eukaryota; Metazoa; Chordata; Actinopteri; Syngnathiformes; Syngnathidae
Gene: mxd1
Product: MAX dimerization protein 1
Exons: 10
Coding region: 2094-2762 (222 amino acids)
Biological process (GO): negative regulation of transcription by RNA polymerase II
Molecular function (GO): RNA polymerase II cis-regulatory region sequence-specific DNA binding; DNA-binding transcription factor activity, RNA polymerase II-specific; protein dimerization activity
Source: RefSeq, a predicted model, not a curated record